Molecule: messenger RNA, 217 nt
Organism: Meloidogyne enterolobii
Lineage: Eukaryota; Metazoa; Nematoda; Chromadorea; Rhabditida; Meloidogynidae
Source: the annotation of a GenBank genome assembly
UUUAAUAUAAUUGAAAAUGUCUCCAACUAAAUUCCUCUAUUUAUUUACUAUUAUAUGCUUUAUUUUAAUAUUAAAAUUUAAUAUUGCAUCGACUGGGUGUUGUUGUAGUGGUGGUGCAUUGAAAUGUGCUGAUCCUCCGUUUGGGGAUUGUGGUACUCCUUGUUGUUCUUGUAGUCCUCCUCUCUGUUCUGAUCCUGGUGCUCCUGGUCCCUGUUAA